Molecule: messenger RNA, 1731 nt
Organism: Myzus persicae (green peach aphid)
Lineage: Eukaryota; Metazoa; Arthropoda; Insecta; Hemiptera; Aphididae
Gene: Pex7
Product: peroxisomal targeting signal 2 receptor
Exons: 6
Coding region: 559-1386 (275 amino acids)
Biological process (GO): protein import into peroxisome matrix
Cellular component (GO): cytosol; peroxisomal matrix
Molecular function (GO): protein binding
Source: RefSeq, a predicted model, not a curated record
ACUUUUUAGAAAUGAAUGCAAAGAGUAUAUUUCUCUUCUAUUAAGAUUUAUAAUAAGAGCAGUCACAUAUCACCUUGAAACCAGUUGACCUUUUAGUAUUUAUAAAUAUGUAAUUUUAAACUUUUAAGGAAAUUAUUAUCAAGUCGCAUAAUUUGCAUGACUCAACAUAUUCUGUGAGAAUUUUUUCUCACUAAAAAUGAUCAUAUCACACGGUAGUUUAAAAAAACAGUGAGGGAUAAAGAUAUGUCCGGCUGUAUAAACAUUAAAUAUCACCGACCGUUUCUUUGGGUGAUUGAUGGGUUUACGCAACAGUAAAUCAUAAUUAUAAAAAUGCCCACAAGCAUAAAUUUAAAAUUACGGCGCGCAGACAUCGGGGGGAUACCAACCCUAACAGAAGAGCCGGCCGCCUUUGGUCAUUGGGUCAACACAACGGUAACCCUUUUUAGGUGGGGAUUUAUUUUACAGUACUUUUGAGACCACACCUUUAAAGAAAUCAACAGUUUUCAAUAACAAGCCUAGGAGCACACUUGGAGUUCUCUUUAGAAAUUCAAAUUUCCAAUGACCACUUUUAAAACUGAAAACCGACAUGGCUAUUCGGUAAAGUUUUCACCAAAUAGAUCAAAACUACUAGCUAUAGCCACGUCACAAUAUUACGGAUUUAAAGGGGGUGGAACGUUGUUUUUGGUGACCUAUGACGAAGACAGAUGUCUGAUAACCAAAAAGUAUGAAAUGCAUUGGGAAGACGGGCUUUUCGACGUGGUAUGGAGCAGAUCAGUGUACAGUUUGCUGGUGACCGGCAGCGGAGACGGGUCCGUGCAGAUGUGGAAUUAUAAAUAUCCAUCACAAAAACCUGUAAGAACGUUUAACGAACACAAGAAAGAAGUGUGCAGCGUAGAUUGGUGUCAAAACUCCGUAGACGAUUUUUUGUUGUCCGCGUCGUGGGACUGUUCAGUAAAGCUUUGGGAUCCCAACAGGUAUUGUUCGCUGACAACGUACAAAGGACACGAUAGACUGGUUUAUGAAGCAAAGUGGUCUCCGUUCUUGUCUUCGUGUUUUGCAUCGGUUUCAGGCGACGGGAUGUUAGACAUCUGGGACUGUUCGUCCCCACUGCGGCCGAGCGUCAAGAUAAAUGCACACCAAGCAGAGAUAUUGAGCUGUUCGUGGAACCAGUUUUACCCGUUCGUAUUGGCCACUGGAGGGGCCGAAGGGUUGAUCAGAAUAUGGGACAUACGGAAACUGUUGACGCCGAUAUUUCAGCUCGAGGGUUGUCAGGACGCAGUGAAGCGAGUCCAGUGUUCGCCUCACCACUGGUCCACGUUGGUUUCGGCGUCAUAUGAUUGCACGACAAAGUAUAUAUACACAAAAAUUACAUAUUUUAUUUUUUAAGGACAAAUACUAAUAAUAAUAUCGUAAAUUUAUGAAACAAAAAUGAAUGGAAUGUUACUAUAUGCUGCUACGUUACAUGUUGUAACUUACAAUACAAUUAUUAUUAUUUCAAUAAUACUAAUAUACUAAUAAUAUGUCGUGCGUAUAAUAUAUCUCAAUCAUUAUAAUGUAUAGGAUAUGGGAUUACAGUGUGUCGUCAGAACCGCUGCAAAGCCACCAAAACCAUUCCGACUACGUGUACGGACUGGACAUGAGUGCUGACCAGGAUGGAUUGAUGGCGGACUGUGGUUGGGACGCCGAGGCGCGUGUGUUUCGGGUCUGAGAUAAUGCAGCAGCAGCAGCAGC